UCAAAAAAAAAAAAGAAGAAAAAAGAGAUGGUCGCAUCCUCAUCUCUCAACGUCAAACCACAAGUAUUCAUCAAUUUCCGAGGAGCAGACCUGCGUAGCACCUUUGCCCCCUAUCUCCAUGGAGUCUUGCGCAGAAAUGGGAUCAAUGCUUUUAUAGACGAUGACUUGCGACCAGGUGAGGACCUUACGAAUCUUUUUGAAAGAAUUGGGGAGUCCACGGUGGCGGUGGCGAUCAUAUCGAGCAAGUAUACGGAGUCAGAUUGGUGUUUGGACGAGCUGGUGAAGAUAAAGGAGUGUGUGGAUCGACGCACGCUCUGGGUUAUUCCAAUAUUCUAUAAGUUACCUACAUCAAUUGUGAAGAAUCUGGAGGGCAGUUUUGGUCUUCAGCUAUGGGAGCUGUGGAGAAAAGAAAAUCACUGUAAUCGAGACGACCGGAUCCUUAAGUGGGAUGCAGCUUUGCAGGACGUUAGCAGCAAGAAAGCGUUGCGAUUUUUAGAAAACAGUAACGAAGUGGCUUUCGCGGAUAAGAUAGCAAAACAUAUCCAGAAUUACCUAGACGAAGGUAAACAGCUGAGAGAAGAAAAUCCUAGACCCCACGGAAAAGGAGGAGACAACCCUAAUCCUGAGGAGGGCUCUAACAUGGCAUCAAGCAGUAUCAAACCAGUACAACAAUGCCUGAAGCAAUUGGAAGAAAAGCUGGAUGUCGACUGAAAUGACGACGAAACUCGUUUUGGAGUUGUUGGUAUGGUUUGAAUUGGCAAAACUUAUAUGGCCGAGUGCAGUCCUGGCCGAGUGAUAUCUAGAGCUUAAGUCCUUGUAAUUCAUAUUACAUGUGUACGACAAAAUAUCACAUCCACAGAGGCUAAAGUUGCAAUAUACUUUUAUAAGAAUUUAACUAAGGCAGGCUGAAUUGUUAGAUAUAUUCUUUUUUUUUUGCUAAAUGUUAGAUAUAUUCUUUACAAUAUGAAUCCUUUAUUAUUAUUUUUUUUGAAUAUGUUAAAUUUAUUUUCA
Messenger RNA from Raphanus sativus (radish), 1011 nucleotides. Its product is annotated as protein PHLOEM PROTEIN 2-LIKE A8-like. The record is from RefSeq and is a predicted model, not a curated record. The coding region runs from base 28 to 711 and encodes 227 amino acids. The transcript has 2 exons. Gene Ontology annotation, biological process: signal transduction. NCBI's taxonomy places the organism in Eukaryota, Viridiplantae, Streptophyta, Magnoliopsida, Brassicales, Brassicaceae.